This is a messenger RNA of Pollicipes pollicipes, 888 nucleotides long. RefSeq names its product oligosaccharyltransferase complex subunit ostc-A. Lineage: Eukaryota; Metazoa; Arthropoda; Thecostraca; Pollicipedomorpha; Pollicipedidae. The coding region runs from base 148 to 597 and encodes 149 amino acids. The record is from RefSeq and is a predicted model, not a curated record. The transcript is spliced from 4 exons. Gene Ontology annotation, cellular component: oligosaccharyltransferase complex.
UCCACUUGGCCCGAGACCAGCCUCCUUGAUACGGUGCUUCGGUGCCGGCCCGCGAAAGCUGCCGGGUUCAAGUGGUUCUGCUUGUUAUUAACUAGUUGAGACGAGGUGUUUCACAGACCUUCAUUCGAGCAAUCACAAACCAGCGGUAUGGAAACACUGGUGUCGAUACCUUUCAAACUCUUGGAGGUUCCGAACUUGAAGAUCAAAAAGCCGUCAUGGUUUCAGCAGCCAAGUGCAAUGCAAAUGUUUGCGUUUAUUUUGGUGUCUUAUUUCAUGGUUACAGGCGGGAUCAUCUAUGAUGUCAUCAAUGAACCUCCAAGUAUCGGCUCCACUACUGAUGACCGAGGGCACUCGAAACCAGUCGCGUUCCUACCGUAUCGCGUCAACGGCCAGUACAUCAUGGAGGGCCUGGCGUCGUCCUUCCUCUUCACCAUGGGCGGCCUGGGCUUCAUACUGCUGGACCAAACACACAACCCGGCCACGCCGCGCAGCAACCGCAUGAUGUUGAUCUGCGUCGGCUUCUCCUGCGUGCUGGUCUCGUUUGUCUGCUGCUUCACCUUCAUGCGGAUCAAGCUGCCGUACUACCUACUAUCGUAGAGCUGGCGACCUAGCGGCCAGCUCUGCCAGAGCGCCGCGACGUUGGUGCGAGGCCCAGCACGUGAUAUUGCGUAGGCGGGACACGGGCGGCGUGCCUGUUGUGCGCGCCCGCUCGGAGGACGGGGCAUUGCACAGCGCGAGGGCACCUAUCAUGAACGCGCACAGACCGCCGCAGAUCUGGCUUGCAUGUCGUAGGCGGACUGGAAUGUGAAAUCAGUCCGCUCGUCGGGCAUCGCCGUGCUUGUAUUCCCUGGUUGGCUGUGUGUAAAUACACGCUGCGGAUAAACUCGA